AUGAGCUCUAAGGACAAAUUGAAGCUUCUCAAAACGUUGACAGCAUCUAGGGCCAAUAAAUCCAGUAAGGAGUUUUUGGAUAAGGAGCUAGAACUUGCUGCUGAAAGUCAGGUUUAUGAUUUGGUAGAUGAAAACCAAUUUCGUGAACGUAAUAGGAAGGAAUUAUUACGGGAUGAUUUUGUUGUCGAUGAUGAUGGUAAGGGUUACAUUAAUAAAGGUAUUGAUGAAUGGGAUGCGCGGUAUCAGGAAGAUGAUUACAGCGAUUUUGAUGAUGCCGAUGCUGAAAUUCGGGUGAAGGCACAGAGGGUUAAGAGUACUAAACCUAAUGUUAUUAGUGAUAUGAUUAACAACGUUCAAAAGUCGAGGGCUGCAGUAUCUGUACAGAAAAAGCCAAAAAAAAUCAAUGCAGAUGAAUUCGAUGACAUUUUAGAACAGUUUGAUUCUGAAAUCGUAUCGGCGCAGCCGAAGUCUAGCACAUUGAUAACGGGGGGGAUGAAUGGAUUUAAUUCUGAAAAGAGAUCUAGGCCGUUGGGUACGCCUGCCGUUCAAAACAAGAAGCCUAAACUAGAUGAUUCAUUUGAUAACAUUAAGGAGGUUUCUUCUAUGGAUUCUUCACCUUUAAAGUUUAAAAGCAAACUGCAGCAACGUGCAGUUAACACAGACUCGGUUGAUGAGCCUGGAUUGAACAAUGUUGCGAAUAACAUACAGAGUUCUCCGGUGGCAACAAAACCUAGGUCAUCUCCCUUAAAAAAUGAAGUAUUUGUUAUAGAUGAUCUUCCAUCUACUUCGAAUGCAUCCUUCGAUGACAAUGAUAGCGACGAUGAUAUUCAAUUUGGAAGAAGAACUGUAAAGACUGUUGCUUCAGAUAGGAAAGUUACAUUCACUACUGCAGUCCCCAACAGUUCUUCGCCGCAUGUAAUCGCACAUGGUACGCCAUUUGAUCAAAAUAUGCAGAUUGCCGGCAGUGGUAUUGCACAAGUAGCUGUAUCUGGACAAUUGGGUAGCGUAUAUACUGAAGACUCUAUUGUUGAUGGGACAGAUAACUCCUUUAAAAUGUUUUGGGCAGACUUCACAGAGUUGGACAGCACUUUGUUAUUGUUCGGCAAAGUUAAAACUAAACAUGGAAAAUUCAUAUCUGCUAUGGUUCAGGUUGCUGGUUUGCAUAGGGAAUUAUAUUUUCUACCCAGAGAAGGGAAAACAACCAUGGAGGUCCAUGAAGAGAUUAUUCCACUACUUUUGGAUAAAUAUGGUUUAGAUAAUAUACGUGCCAAGCCCACAAUCAAGAAAUAUGCAUUUGAAUUACCUGGAAUACCAAAAGAAGCAGAAUACCUUAAGGUGUUACUUCCUUACAAUACUCCAAAAUGUAAAAACAUGACAAUUCCUGCUGAUCUUUCAGGGGAUACGUUUUAUCAUGUGUUUGGAGGUGGUACUAAUAUAUUUGAAAGUUUUGUUCUACAACAGAAAAUAAUGGGCCCAUCAUGGUUAAACAUUCGUAACGGUGACUUUAAUGAGUUGCAGAAUGCUUCUCAUUGUGCUAUUGACGUAUUUAUUUCAAAUCCUCAAGAUAUUGUUCCUAUUCAAGAAAAGUUGGAAGCACCUCCAUUGAAUUGCGUUUCUUUAGCAGUACAGACCAUUAUGAACCCAAAGGAAAAUAAACAAGAACUUGUGAGUAUUACUAUGACUAAUUACGAUGCCCUACCGCAGGAAAAACCAAUUCCAGAUACCAUAAAACCAAAUGAGGUUGUAACACUAGUUAGACCACUUGUAGGCUCGACAUUCCCCCCUGGAUUAUCCACAUUGAGCAAAAAGGAGUUACCUGGAAUGGUCAGAAUGUUCAACAAUGAAAAGGCUAUGUUGAAUUGUUUGUGUGCGAUGAUGAAAAGAAAUGAUCCAGAUGUUAUCAUAGGGCAUAAGCUUGAAAGUCUCACUCUUGAUGUUCUUUCUCAUAGAGCAUUCGAGUUAGAAGUUCAAACAUUUAGUUCAUUUGGGAGGCGCGUGAGAAAGUCAUGGCCCGAUAACUUUGGUAAGAAAAAUGCUAACUUAGUUAAGUUUCAUGUUAGAGAUAUAUUUUCCGGUAGGUUGCUUUGUGAUGUAUCGAAUGAAAUGGGUCAAUCUCUCACCCAAAAGUGUCAGAAUUGGGAACUAACAGAAAUGUAUCAAGUAGCUUGCCAGAAGGAUCACAAGGCGAUUGAGAUCAAUUUUAAUGAUGUUAGAUUUCAAGAGGACGUCAGUCUUUUCGUAUUGGCCUUAAAGGAAAAUAUUUUUGCUUCUAAAAUCGCAGCAGAGAUUGCAUUCCGAAUCCAAAUUUUACCGUUAACAAAGCAGCUAACGAAUUUGGCUGGUAAUGCCUGGUGUCAGACUUUGGGUGGUACCAGAGCCGGUAGAAAUGAAUUCAUCUUGUUACAUGAAUUCAACAGAAGCAACUACAUUGUACCAGAUAAAGAGACCAAACAAAUGAGAAAUAGUAAACAACAUAAAGCGAAUGAAACAACAACUUCUAAUGAUGGUAACCAAACUUCAGCUUCUAAUAAAAAGCCCAAAUAUCAAGGUGGUCUAGUUUUUGAACCAGAGAAGGGACUGCAUAAAAAUUACGUGCUUGUUAUGGACUUUAAUUCCUUGUAUCCAUCAAUAAUUCAGGAGUUUAAUAUUUGUUUUACUACUGUUGAAAGGGAUCCAGGGGAUAUAGAACAAUUGCCGGAAGUACCACCUAGUGGAAUUGUACAAGGAGUUCUGCCAAAGCUUCUUGCUAAUCUGGUUCAGCGCCGCCGAGAGGUUAAAAAGCUAAUGAAAUUAGAAAUAGAUCCUCAGAAAAAGGCUGAAUGUGAUAUAAGACAACAGGCCUUAAAGUUGACUGCAAAUUCUAUGUAUGGUUGUUUGGGUUACGUCAAUAGUAGAUUUUACGCUAAACCCUUGGCAAUGUUGGUUACUAAUAAAGGUAGAGAGAUUUUAAUGAAUACUCGACAAUUAGCAGAGAGUUUGGCACUCUCAGUUAUUUAUGGUGAUACUGAUUCUGUGAUGAUAGAUACGGGCUGUGAUAAUUAUAAGGAAUCAGUGAAUAUAGGUGAAAACUUUAAAAAAUUAGUGAAUGAGAGAUAUAAGUUGUUAGAAAUUGAUAUUGAUAAUGUCUUCAAGAAACUAUUAUUACAUGCUAAAAAGAAAUAUGCAGCGCUUAAUGUUGGAUUUGAUAAAUUAGGCAAUGAAACUUCCUCCUUAGAGGUGAAAGGGUUGGAUAUGAGGCGUCGUGAGUAUUGUCCGUUAUCGAAGGAAGUGUCAACACAGGUAUUGAAUACAAUUUUGUCUGACAAAGAUCUGGAAAGUGCGUUACAAGAGGUGUAUGAAUUCAUGGAGGAAAUCAGGUCUAAAAUUGAGAAUAAUGAGAUUAGGGUGGAUAAAUAUAAAAUUAACACAAAGCUGUCGAAGGAUCCUAAAUCAUAUCCUAAUGGUAAGUCCAUGCCGGCCGUCCAAGUUGCGUUGAAAAUGCGAGAGGCUGGUAAAGUCAUCAAAGCUGGCAGUGUUAUUACAUUUGUUAUUACAAAAGGCCCUCAAGGGAAAGAUUCUACCGAUAGUUCUAACAGUAGUCCAGCAGAUAGGGCUUAUCCGUUACAUGAUGUCAUGAAUAAACGAAAUGAACUAGCCCCUGAUCCAAAAUACUACCUAGAAAAACAAAUAUUUGCUCCAGUAGAGAGAAUAUUAGAAAGAGUCGAAAGUUUUGACAUUGUAAGAUUAAGUGAAUCUUUAGGUCUGGAUAGUAGGCGUUACAUUAAUCGGGUUGGAUCGGGGGGUGAAUUAAACGGAGGCAGUUCUUCUAAUCUACAACCACUGGAAUCCACCAUCAGUGAUACGGAAAGAUUUAAAGACACAGAAUGGUUAGAUAUAACGUGCUCUAUUUGUCAGCACAAAUUUCCAUUCGGUGGCAUUACUGCCUCUAAUCAUUAUCAAUGGACAUAUAACGGUCUCCAAUGCAAGCAUUGCGACCACUUAUUUUCUUUAAUUGAGCUUACUUGUCAGCUAGAAAGGUCGAUCCGAUCACACAUAUCCUUGUACUACGCUGGAUGGCUUUUAUGUGAUGAUCCGACAUGUAAUAAUUUGACCAGACAAAUAAGUGUGUUUGGAAAGCGCUGUUUGAAUGAGAAUUGUACUGGGGUUAUGAGAUACCGAUAUAGUGAUAAGAAACUGUACAACCAGCUCUUAUACUUCGAUUCGUUAUUUGAUAUUGAAAAGAAUAAAAAGCAAGAAUUAAAACCGCUCUAUCUACCGAAUGAUGCGGACAUUCCAACUGAUCUGCUUAACUCUUCUCAAAUUGCUGCCUUGUCAGAGCAAAAUCGUGAAACGUUCAAUAUCAAUCGUAGCGUAGUCCAAAAGUACCUUGAUCAAUGUGGUCGUCGUUAUGUGGAUAUGGGUGAUAUAUUUGACUUUAUGAAAGCUUAG
Molecule: messenger RNA, 4428 nt
Organism: Eremothecium cymbalariae DBVPG#7215
Lineage: Eukaryota; Fungi; Ascomycota; Saccharomycetes; Saccharomycetales; Saccharomycetaceae
Gene: POL1
Product: DNA-directed DNA polymerase alpha catalytic subunit POL1
Exons: 1
Coding region: 1-4428 (1475 amino acids)
Biological process (GO): DNA replication; mitotic DNA replication initiation; lagging strand elongation
Cellular component (GO): alpha DNA polymerase:primase complex
Molecular function (GO): chromatin binding; pyrimidine nucleotide binding; DNA-directed DNA polymerase activity
Source: RefSeq, a predicted model, not a curated record